AUGGCAAAAAACACCCCCAGCCCUCCGCCGAGGGCAAGAUCUCGCCGGGGCGCGGCGCCGACGUCGCCAACCCCAGCCGCCGCUCUGAGCCCUCCUUUCUCCCUUGCCCCACUGCGCACCCGCCUUGGCGCUGCUGCUGCUGCUGCGGCGGCGGCGGCCGCCGCCGCCGCCGCCGCCUCCUCAUCCCCCGUCGAGCACCCAUGCGUCACGCUGUGGGAAUGGUGGCCGGUGAGGGUGGAAGGGGAGGAGCGGAAACUCGCGGUUUCCGGCUUCACUGAAAGGAAUGACGCAUUCACUUCUGCACCCAUAGCACAUCGUUAUGAGCCUCUCACGCUCCAGGAUGAAGGUGGGGUUGUGGUGCUCCUUCAUGGUUCAAUUAGCUUGUUGCGAAUGCGUCAAAAUGGAUUUUCUGUGCAGAUAUGCGAACAAUUCAUGAUUGGAUUUCCGUCCUGGUGGGAGACUUGGGAUUCGCACAUGGAGUCUUACCCAAACUGUUUUAUUGAUCCACGAGAGGGUUCAGCUCAGUUUUACCUGGAGAAAUUCCAGCUAGGCAAUUUUAUUCAAAAGUUUGGACCCUCGUUCAUCGAGGACCUUCUUAAUAAUGCUAAAAAUUUCCCAAUCGACCAUCUCGAUGCAUUCACAGAGAGUUCAAGAUUCCAGGAACACAACUGUGGAAAUGAUGCUUCAACCAACGAAAAUUCUGCUGCUUCAGAUGAUGCCAGACCCGCAACUGUAGCUAAUGUGGAAAUAGGCUUGACUACGAGCAGCACUUCACAAGAAAGAGAUCAUGUGGACAUUGAGUGUAAUGUAUCUCUUGCUCCUGCAGAAACAUAUACUGGUGAUGAAACUUGCAAAGAGGCAGGAAAUCAGAAUGACACUACGCAUCCAGAUGCAAGGGAAGACAAUGCUGGUAGCCAUCUUUUCAACUCCGAUUGGACUUGCACUAUGUGCCCUGAUCAUAUGCCCAAUGACUCAGAAGGUGGAAAUGCCACCCGUGCUGAAAAUGACACCAUGUCCCCUGAUCAUAUGUCCCCUGAUAAUAUGCCCAAUGACUCGGAAGGUGGAAAUGCCACCAGUGCUGAAAACUCAGUAGAACUGCUGGGUAAAUAUCCUUUAGCCGUAGUACUGCCUGAAAGUGCUAAUUGCUGCUCAGAGAUUCCUGGUGCUUCUCAAAGUGUUGAACCCUCAAGUUAUCAAAGUACUCCAGUGGCUUCACUGAAGAAUCAACACUGCUUGGAAACAACUGAGCACAUCACAUUGACUCAGAAGGCAGUAUCAAAUGAAGAUACACCAUCUUCAAUUCACUCAGAUGUGCAAUCCCAGGAAAAACAGACUGUAGGUUCAGCAGAGAAGCGGAGAUCUGCAAAGCAAGUGUUGGAGCGUCCUACUAGAUCGCCAAUGACCAGAACUUCAGCCCCAUAUGUGCAUAAAUCUCGGCUUACUCGUUCUAGGGCCCAGUCAUUAUCUAUUUCCACACCCGAGUCUCUCAAAAUGAGAAGAACCAAAUCAGGUCGAGUGGUAGUACCCCAAUUGGAUCCAGGAAGGAGUAGGAUUGUCUAUGACAACAAUGGGUUGAUUUCAGGCGUCGCUCCUGUGGAUGGUUUGUUGAGAAGCUCCCCUGCCAAAUUUGCAUGCCAUAUACUACGUAUAUAG
Triticum turgidum subsp. durum (durum wheat) is the source of this 1653-nucleotide messenger RNA. NCBI's taxonomy places the organism in Eukaryota, Viridiplantae, Streptophyta, Magnoliopsida, Poales, Poaceae. The record is from the annotation of a GenBank genome assembly.